Molecule: messenger RNA, 2104 nt
Organism: Gloeophyllum trabeum ATCC 11539
Lineage: Eukaryota; Fungi; Basidiomycota; Agaricomycetes; Gloeophyllales; Gloeophyllaceae
Product: cytochrome P450
Exons: 13
Coding region: 563-2104 (513 amino acids)
Molecular function (GO): oxidoreductase activity, acting on paired donors, with incorporation or reduction of molecular oxygen; monooxygenase activity; iron ion binding
Source: RefSeq, a predicted model, not a curated record
CUCAAGCCACAACCAUCACCGCGCGUCGGAACACCGACAUGGACUAUUUCGGCCAAGCUUGAUGAAACGGCGCAGCUGGAACGCGAAGAUUUUUAUCUUAGCGUCUUGUGACUGGAGGCUCUGCUCUGCAUAUCAGCCUACAUAUCAUUGAGCCAGCCUUGCACCGCAGCAUUGCGUUUAACACCGGAUCCGACGCGGACACUCCAUUCUUGGCGUUAACAGCUACAUGAUACGCUGAAUAAGAGGCAAUGCGUACCACCAUCAGUCGGAUUCCUCGUUCCUCGUAACGCGUUGGUCUCGACGGCAGGCGGACUGCCCAUUCAUCGUGUUCCAGGCACGAUGCAGCCACUGGGCGGUCGUGCUAUUCCUUAGAUCUCGGAUGACGUAUGCCAUGGCGGAACUGUAACCACUAAGUAUGAUUUAUUAUCUGGUGUUUGGAUAUAAGAAUGGAAUACGGUGUGCAGUACCACACAUACUAUUGCGACCUAAAUCCCCCGCGUCCUCUUGCCCUCUUACUCUUACUUUGUCCACAUUUAUUCAUUAAUAGUAGUUGUAUCCAGUAAUGUCUCUCAUCCUCAACUUUCUUUUCGUUUCUUCUAUCUACCUUCUCAUUCUCGUUCGUGACUAUCUGCGGCGCCGUCGUCAAACCCUUCCUCCAGGACCGAAGGGAUUGCCUUUCGUAGGAAAUAUCCUAGAUAUGCCCUAUGACAAGCAGUGGUUGACAUUCGACACAUGGUCCAAGCACUAUGGUGACAUCGUCCACAUCAAUGUACUUGGACGACAUAUGAUUAUUCUCGGAUCUUUUCAAGCCAUCACGGACAUCUUCGACAAGAAGUCCUCUAUAUUUUCCGGAAGACCCAGAAGUACUAUGCUCAACGACCUUGUGGGCUGGGACUGGAGUUUCACCCUGAUGCCCUACGGCGACGAAUGGCGAAAGAACCGCCGCGCCUUCCACCAGCACUUCCAACAGAGCGCCGUGUCCCGCUACAACACUAUCUACCUCCGCGAGUCGCGGAACCUACUCGACAUGCUUCUGACGGAACCAGACGGCUUCCUGCACCACCUCCGACAGACGUUUGCCGGCACUCUUAUGGGCUCUGCGUAUGGUAUACGCGUGUCCAAGAAAGAUGAUCCUUAUGUGUCCAUUGCGGAGGCUGCCAUGCACGAGGCUUCAGAGGUGACCGUUCCGGGCGCGUUCCUGGUAAAUGAACUUCCCAUUCUCCGAUACAUACCGAAGUGGUUCCCAGGAACGCGUUUCCACAAGGUGGCGACCCAUCUGAAGAAGCUCUCCGACGAAAUGCUGAACCGGCCGUUUGAAGCGGUGAAGCAGAGCUUGCGUGACGGCACGGCGGAACCAUCAAUCACCGCAACAUUGCUCCAGUCUCUUCCCGCCGACGAAGACAACGCAGAAGCUGAGCUGAUUGCGAAGCGCGUCGGGGCAUCAGCAUACGCAGCUGGCUCUGAUACCACAGUAGCAGAAUGCCAUGUAUUCAUGCUCGCCAUGGCAAUGUACCCGGGCGUCCAGAAGCGCGCGCAAGCGGAGCUGGAUGAUGUGGUAGGACCGACCAGGCUGCCUGAUUUCAGCGACCGGGACAGCUUACCCUAUAUCAACGCAUUGAUCAAAGAGCUCUCGCGAUGGCAGCCUAUUGUGCCGUUAGGGCUGCCCCAUGAAUCGAUGGAGGAUGACGAGUACCGUGGGUACUUCAUCCCGAAGGGAACAAUCGUCUUCGGGAAUACCUGGUCGAUAUUACACGACCCGGAUGAAUACCCUGAGCCUGAUGUCUUCAAGCCGGAGAGGUUCUUGAAUCCAGAUGGGACACUCAAUCAUGAUGUUCGGGAUCCCGGUUUUGCGGCUUUCGGCUACGGCAGACGGGUAUGUCCAGGGCGCUACUUUAGCGACAGCUCCCUGUACUCGAUAGUCUCUUCUGUCCUUGCAACAUUUGACAUUAAGCCGAAGACCGACAAAUACGGGCGGCCUGCGCACCUCGAGCCGAUCAUGAUGCCAGGUAUCAUUUCACUUCCGGCUCCGUUUGAAUGCGAUAUCAAGCCCCGUUCUACGGCGGCUGUUGAUUUGAUCCGGGGGUCACUGGAUGACUCUCUCUAG